Molecule: messenger RNA, 1206 nt
Organism: Aspergillus niger
Lineage: Eukaryota; Fungi; Ascomycota; Eurotiomycetes; Eurotiales; Aspergillaceae
Exons: 6
Coding region: 1-1206 (401 amino acids)
Biological process (GO): isoprenoid biosynthetic process
Molecular function (GO): prenyltransferase activity
Source: RefSeq, a predicted model, not a curated record
AUGACUAGAAAGGCCGAGUAUCUGGCCAACAUGAAUCCCAUGACACCCAAUUCAGGCGAUAUCAUUUAUUUUCUGGAAAUGGUUGGCCUAGGCCUAUCGGGAAAUUGGUACUGGCAUGCUAUUGCUGAUCGCUUCCAUCGAUGGGCCGAGUACCUACAACUGCCGCCCGCCAAGUUAUUCGAUUACGAUGAAGCCACAGCGACAUGCGCUACCUUCCUGAAUAGCCAGUCUCUGAGAGCAAGGCCCAGUCGAAUCGUGGAUUCCUUUGAGGGUCCGCAAACAAUGACAGAUGACCCAUACUAUAAGGUUCUCCAGCAGCCGAUUAAUUAUCUUCGGAGCGUACCGUCGAAGAACAUAAGAGGCACCAUCAUCCAAGCGUUGAAUCUAUGGCUCAAUGCACCCGAAUCCGUAGCAACUCAGGUGGAAGACUUGAUCGGACAUCUUCACGAUUCAUCGCUUCUGCUUGAUGACAUCCAGGAUAAUUCAGAGCUCAGACGCGGUCGGCCAACUGCCUAUCGCGUGUUUGGGGUAGCACAGACCAUCAAUGCUGCAACCCAUGCACUUACUCAAGCGUUUGAAAAGGUUGUCCCACUAAUGAAGCCAGGCACCUCACAUGGGUUCUUCGAUGAGUUGCGCAACCUUCAUGUUGGACAAGCGAUGGAUCUUCAUUGGACGCGGUCUGGGUAUCGUCCUUCCAUUGCAGAUUACCUGGAAAUGAAUCGGUUGAAAACCGGCGCACUGUUUUGUCUUGCGAGCAACCUUCUCUAUAUUCAAGGGUCAUUCUCAGCAGAAGCCAUCAAGCAGACUGAUUUGAGCGACCUCAUGAUCUCUCUAGGCCAAUAUUUUCAGGCUCGAGACGACUACAUUAACCUGGCAUCAACAAAGUAUCAAGAACAAAAAGGCUUUGCCCAGGAUCUCGACGAAGGCAAACUGUCUCUGCCGUUAAUCCACCUCCUGACACAGUCGCCGAACGCGGCAUUGAUUGAGAAUAUCCAGCAGGAACGAGCCAGGCAUGGUAAGCUGUCGGCUGAUUUGAAGCAGCUGAUCUUGGAUGAGAUGCGGAAUGAAAAGAUUCUGCAACUCACUGAAGAGACACUGAAUGGGUUGGAGGCCAAGGUCUUCCGACACCUGGAACGGCUGGAAGUUUCCAGCGGGAUCAAGAACUUUACGUUCCGGUUUCUGCUGGAUAGGUUGAGGGAGAUGUAA